AAUUGCAACAAAUGUGGGGAAGCAAUAACAAGUAGUCGUUCAGGAUGUACGGCACUCGAUCAAACAUUUCAUAUUGCUUGUUUUACUUGCAAAGAAUGUGAUAAACCUCUUGCUGGUGGAUCUUUUUAUAAUGUUGAUGGAAAGCCACUUUGUGAACAAGAUUAUAAGAAUACUUUGGAACGUUGUUCAAGUUGUGGUGAACCGAUAAUGGAUAAAUUAUUACGAGCAUCUGGCGGCACCUAUCAUCCAGCAUGUUUUGUAUGCACUAUCUGCAAAAAAUGCUUGGAUGGCAUACCAUUUACAGUGAAUUCUUCGAAUCAAAUUCAUUGCGUCGAGUGCUUCCACGAAAAAUAUGCACCACGUUGUGCUGUAUGUUCAAAGCCGAUAAUACCUGAAGAUGGUGAAAAGGAAUCAGUUCGAGUCGUGGCAAUGGAUAAAAGUUUUCAUGUCAACUGUUAUCGGUGUGAAGAUUGCAAUUUACAACUAAGCUCUAAACUUGAAGGCCAAGGGUUAGCUUUUUAUAUUCGCUUAUUGAGUUUAUUGAUGUGA
Molecule: messenger RNA, 549 nt
Organism: Dracunculus medinensis (Guinea worm)
Lineage: Eukaryota; Metazoa; Nematoda; Chromadorea; Rhabditida; Dracunculidae
Source: the annotation of a GenBank genome assembly